Molecule: messenger RNA, 1746 nt
Organism: Ixodes scapularis (black-legged tick)
Lineage: Eukaryota; Metazoa; Arthropoda; Arachnida; Ixodida; Ixodidae
Product: solute carrier family 13 member 5-like
Exons: 13
Coding region: 1-1746 (581 amino acids)
Biological process (GO): citrate transport; monoatomic anion transmembrane transport
Cellular component (GO): membrane
Molecular function (GO): citrate transmembrane transporter activity; succinate transmembrane transporter activity
Source: RefSeq, a predicted model, not a curated record
AUGUUACCUUGGAAGCGGGCUUUCAUCGAGGUGCUACGACUAUGGAGGAAGAUAGUCAUGGUGUCCGUACCGUUCCUCUUGCUGCCCCUGCUGCUAAUCUCAGAUUCGGUGAAAUUCAGGUGCGCCUACGUGGUGGCCGUGAUUGCCGUCUACUGGAUCACGGAGCCGAUCCCUCUCGGGGCCACGUCCCUCAUCCCAAUCGUGCUGUUUCCCAUGCUGGGCGUACUCACCACCGAGAAGACAUGCCAGCUUUACAUGAACGAGACGAAUAUAAUGUUUGUGGGGACCUUGAUCAUGGCCAUCGCAAUCGAGCACUCAUGUCUACACCAGCGGAUUGCCCUGAGCGCUUUGUGCUUUCUCGGAACCGGAGUGAAAAUGCUCGUUUUUGGGCUGAUGGCCAUUUCCAUGUUCCUGUCCAUGUGGAUCAACAACGUAGCCAUCACAGCCAUGAUGAUGCCUGUCGUAGACUCACUUUCGAAAGAGCUUCUUUGCAGCAAUACUGAUGACGACAUUGACCAAGUGGAAAACGAGCUCGUCGGUUUGACCUUGAUUCCUCUAAAAGGAAUUUCUGACAGUGGCCGCGAAGAUCUCGUGUCUAAUCCCGACGGAAAGCUCGCGCAGGUAUCGGUCGAGGUCGCCGUGGAGUUAGCACCUAGAACUGGCGCGACAUCGGCCACCAAAGCGCUCAAGAGCCGCAUUCGUGUUCUGCUCUACCUGAGCGUCAUCUACGGCGCCAACACGGGAGCAAUCACUACCAUCACCAGUGCGGCUUCGAACAUCGUCUUCAAAUUCGUCGUUGAAGACGAGUACGAAGGCCGGGCACCUGUGGACUACGCCACGUGGCUCUUCUUCGCGCUUCCAAUCACUCUCGUCAGCAUUGCGCUCAUCUACAUCCUGGUCGUGCCACUGUUCUUUCGUUGUCGGAGGCCAAACCUCGACAGUGAUGGUGGCUCCGCGGCGCUGGACGCUAUUCGCAGUAAUUACGCCGCACUCGGCCCUAUUAGGUUUCAUGAAGUGGCAGUGCUGGUGCUUUUCACACUGCUCAUAUUUCUAUGGCUUUUUCGGGAUCCAAUGUUCGCUCGAGGCUGGGCAGCUUACUUCACGGUCACGGAACCUAAGGACGCCACGGCAGUCAUGAUCGCCGUGGUGCUUCUUUUUGUCAUUCCGGCUGAGCCGAAGAAGCUGACCUCUAGUCCAGGCCUCGUCACAUGGAAGGUGGUGCAAGCCAAGCUUCAGUGGAGCGUCAUCCUUCUGAUCGGGAGCGGUUUCGCCAUUGCCGAGGCCAUGCGGGUUUCUGGCUUGUCUCUUGUGAUAGGACAGAAGCUAGCGAGCAUUGGUCACCUUUCUCCGGGAGUUCUGAUGAUGACCCUGUCUAUAUUCUGCUCUUUUAUGUCGGAGCUUAUCAGCAAUGCGGGCACAGUGACCGUGCUACUUCCAGUGUUUGCUGCAUUGGCGGAAGACCUCCAGAUGAAUCCACUGCUGUUCAUGAUCCCGGCGACAAUCACCAGUAACUUUGCAUUCCUGCUUCCCGUGGGAACUCCGGCCAACGCUAUCGUAUACGAACACGCUCGGCUCAAAGUCUCAGACAUGGUCCUUCCUGGGUUCUUAGUGAAGGUAAUUACCUUGAUGGUAACGGUGGCUGCGACGUACAUCCUUGGAGACCCUGUGUUCAACAUGUUUAAUUUGCCCGGCUGGGUGUUCGACACGAACACUGCCAACGUAACCAAUGUGGGAGUUCGCCGAUAG